GAAAGUCGGCUCUCUGUCAACCUCUCCAACCUCUCGGGUUGUUAGGAUUAAAGAUGCCAACGGCGAAAUGCACGGCCAACCGUCACCUGCUCAUCCUUCUGGGCCCCAUGCUGUUGGCUGUCGGCCGGUCCGCUAUGGAGAGCCAAGCAGCACUGUAUGAACUUGAAAGGGAACCAGCCUAUUGGGAUGCUCAGGCAAGAGCAACACUGGAUGCUGCCCUCAAACUCCGCCCUCGGGAGCACCAAGCCAAGAACCUCAUCUUGUUCGUCGGCGACGGAAUGGGUGUGUCCACAGUGUCGGCAGCUCGAAUCCUGCGAGGUCAGAUGGAAGGCAGAUCGGGGGAGGAGACAAUGCUCGCCAUGGACACCUUCCCGUAUGUGGCCCUGUCAAAGACCUACAGCGUGGAUAAGCAGGUAGCAGACAGCGCCAGCACUGCCACAGCCUACCACUGCGGGGUGAAGGCCAACGCCAAGACAGUGGGGCUCAGCGCUAACGCAGUGGCCUACGAGUGCAACACCACCUUUGGCAAUGAGGUCUUCUCGGUUCUACGACGUGCUAAAGCUCAAGGUAAAUCAGUCGGUGUAGUGACCACCACCCGUGUCCAGCACGCCUCUCCAGCCGCUGCGUACGCGCACUCCGUCAGCCGCAGUUGGUACAGCGACGCAGAUCUUCCCUCCAGCGCCCAGCAGCAGGGCUGCGUCGACAUAGCAACCCAACUGGUUACCAAUGUUGAUAUUGAUGUGAUUCUGGGGGGAGGGAGGAUGUACAUGACGCCGAAAGGAACUCCAGACCCGGAGUACCCCACCUCCAACUCUCGCAAAGGGGACCGCAAAGACAAAAAGAACCUCAUUGACGUGUGGCUGAAGGCUAAACCAAACAAGAAAUCUCACUAUGUUUGGCACAGGAAGGAGUUUGAUGAGAUUAAUGUUAAAGCUACUGACCGGCUAAUGGGUCUGUUUGAGCCAAAGGACAUGAGAUUUGAAGUUUUCCGGAACAGAACGCGAGACCCCUCCAUUGUGGAGAUGACAGAGAAAGCCAUACAAAUCCUCAGCAAGAAUCCAAAAGGAUACUUUCUGUUUGUUGAAGGAGGGAGAAUAGAUCAUGGCCACCAUAGUGGCAUUGCCAAAUUAGCACUGACAGAAGCUGUGAUGUUUGACCGAGCCAUUCAGCGUGCUGCGCAGCUAACAAGGGAGUAUGACACCCUCACCGUGGUUACUGCCGACCACUCCCACGUCUUCACAUUUGGCGGUAACACACCUCGAGGGAAUCCCAUUUUCGGUCUGGCACCAAAGAAAGCUGAUGACAAACUGCCUUUCACCAGUCUCCUGUACGCCAACGGCCCCGGCUACGUCCAUAUAAACGGAACCAGAGGCAACAUCACAAUGGUGGAUUACUAUGAUGAGGAGUACAUGCAGCAGGCGGCUGUCCCGCUGGAUGUUGAGACGCACGGCGGGGAGGAUGUGGCCAUCUACGCCAAAGGCCCGAUGGCUCACCUCAUUCAUGGGGUAAAAGAGCAGAACUACGUGGCACAUGUCAUGGCCUAUGCCGCCUGCUUGGAGCCCUACAAGAACUGCCCUCCUCACCCCCACAGCCACACCUCAAGCGGGUGUGUGAACCCUACAUCGAGCCUUCUGGUUGGCCUACUUAGCUUCCUCUGGUUACUCAGAUGACCCCUAACACACACACACACACACACACAAACACGAAUACUUUGUAUGCAUAUAGCAAUACAGACACUUGAUGGAUUUAAAAUGCAUUCAGUACAUAUACACACAAUCUUUUUAUUUACACAGGCUGAUCAUUCAGAAUGCAGGGACAGACAAAUACAGUUAGCAACCAAGAGUGAAUCCAAAGUGCAGACUUCAGCAUGUUUGUAGUAUUCAAAUACAAACUCACAAAGAGUCAGGCAUUGCAGGCUGCAACAUCAACAAAUAUGCAAUAUAAUACGGAACGUGACUACUAACUUGCACUAUUUCUUUUAAUAGCUUGAUUUGUACUCUUCUUAUUUUUUGAAUUUAUUCUUUGUGGGCACUGUCGUUGCUCAAAAGCUAGUUAAAAUGAACUAGGAGCAGUAAUUUACUAUUUCCAUGCAGUAUUAUGUGAGGCUUUACCUAGAAUAACUUGAAACAAACAGACCAACGGCUCACUGUUGAGCUUGUGGACAUUUAGACACACAGCUGCUGACGCACACGAUCGUCAUUGUCCGCGUGGAAUAAAUAAUUAUAUGAUGGCGAGAGAAACCUGAACUACAAGCCACCAUGCCGUACCAAGCUGCCACACCAAAAGACCUUACAAGAACUCAUGAAGAGACUGUACCGCUUUAAGGAGUGAAAGAUAUGUAACAAUUAUUUCUUUUUUAAUCAUGUUUGUAUCUUCACCUCGUUGGUUCCAAAUAGUUCAUCUGUUCUCUUUCAGACUUGAUAUAUAAUCUAUUUAGAUUGUACAUGAAUGUAUUUGUUUCAAUGUCUUUUUAUACUGUUUUCUAAAUGUUACUUAAAUAAGGAUACAAAAAAGAAACGUUUUUUUUUUUAGUCCUUUCUUCAAUUUGACAUAUUGCCAAAACAUCCAUAAAGGAACAUGAACAUUUAAUGAAAAGCAA
Molecule: messenger RNA, 2599 nt
Organism: Pungitius pungitius (ninespine stickleback)
Lineage: Eukaryota; Metazoa; Chordata; Actinopteri; Perciformes; Gasterosteidae
Gene: alpi.1
Product: alkaline phosphatase, intestinal, tandem duplicate 1
Exons: 11
Coding region: 54-1670 (538 amino acids)
Biological process (GO): dephosphorylation
Cellular component (GO): plasma membrane
Molecular function (GO): alkaline phosphatase activity
Source: RefSeq, a predicted model, not a curated record